AUGGACUUUCCUCCGGAAGAUGGACGAAGGUAUCCUCGGAAAGGAUUGGCAACAGAGUGGUUGCUUGGACUGACAGUAGGUAAUACCAUACAAAUAAUGCAUAAAGAGCCAGCUCGUUUUCGAUUACCACCUCCUCCACUACCAUCGUCUAUCGCUGUCCAGAUGCCGCUGCUUAUGAUCGGGCCUGGAACUGGGGUAGCGGUGUUUCUUGCAUUUUGCCAAUAUCUUUUAAAAGAAAAAUUGUGUAAUCCAGAGAGCUUUCUGGAUGUUCCGCGGUAUCUAUUCUUCGGCUGCAGAAUUUUGGAAAAAGACUCCUUGUAUCUCGACGAAUUGAAAUCAUAUGUUCGUGAAGGAAUUCUCACGGAGUUGAUACUCUGUGAAAGCCAAGGACAGAGC
Strongylus vulgaris is the source of this 396-nucleotide messenger RNA. Lineage: Eukaryota; Metazoa; Nematoda; Chromadorea; Rhabditida; Strongylidae. The record is from the annotation of a GenBank genome assembly.